UACCAUGCCACUUGGUUAUUCGAAUUAGUUCAGCACAUAACUCUCCAAUCGGAACUGUUUCACCAAAUUCGAGCAAAAUGAAUGUGAUGCGCAGAGAUAGAUGUAUUAUUUUAGUAUUGAUAUUUACAAUUCUAAGCCUACAUGCGUUGCCUUCAAAUUCUAAGACGUUGAAUAUUGCCGUUGUCGGUGCGGGUGUGUCGGGUCUAUGCAGUGCUAAAAACGCUCUCGAACAAGGACACAAUGUAGUGGUCUACGAAAAGAGUGAAGCACUUGGUGGCACAUGGUAUUAUACAAACAAAACUGGAAAGGACGAGUACGGUAUAAAUAUUUACACAGCAAUGUAUCAAGUUUUAAGAACAAAUACACCUCGCCAAAUUAUGGAAUUACCGGGCCUUCAAUUUCCAAAAAAUACUCCAUCAUAUCCACCUCAUGAGGAUAUAUGGAACUACUUGAACUCAUACGCUGAUCGAUUUGGUUUGAAGAAGCACAUAAAGUUCCAUCAUUUGGUGGAAAAAAUCCAUUCGAUUGAAAACGACCAGUGGAAAAUAAUUGUGAAAGAUUUGCCAAAUAAUAAGACUAGAACGAUGAUUUAUGAUGCGGUUUUUAUUUCCAUUGAUAAAUUAUCUACACUUAAUUAUCCACAAUAUGAAGGUGCCAACGAAUUCAAUGGAAAAAUCAUGCAUAGCCAUGAAUACCGCAGAGCUGAAGACUUUCAUGGUGCUGAUGUUCUAGUUAUCGGAUCGGGAAGCAGCGGAAGCGAUAUUAUUUUUCAACUUUCAAAGACUGCCAACCGAGUGACAUGGAGCAAACGUACAUAUACCGACGAAACAGAAGAAGAACGAAAAGUGUAUGGCGAAACGGUUACAUUUAAAAACAAUGUGAAACUUCUUACUUCGUCGGGGGCUGAAUUUCUGGAUGGCACACAUCAAAACUUCACUGUAAUUAUUUAUGCGACAGGUUACAAAAAUUCGUUCUCGAUUUUGGAUGCUGACACAGGUCUUCGUGUUGAUGACAAUUAUGUGCAACCACUCUAUAAGCAAAUCAUAAAUAUCGAGCACCCGACUAUGGCUUUGAUUUCCAUUGAUACAUUUGCGGCAAAUUUUCGCGUCAAAGAUUUACAGGUGCGUUUUGCACUGGAAUUCUUUUCUGGAGCCAAGAAACUGCCGCCAAAAUCAGAAAUGUUGAAAGAUAUGCAAGAUUUUGCGGAAAGUCAACAGAAGAAAGGUCAUUACAAAAGUAGAAUUCAUAUUGUUGGCAUAGAUGAUAGUAAGGAGUAUUAUGGCCAAGUUUCUCAAGCUGCAGACCUCGCAAAAAUUUUAGAUGUUUACCCAAACAUUGCUAGCGACUCAAUGAAAACUUCAAUGAAUAAUCCAUUUGGAUUUCGUGAAUUUAAAUACACCAUAAUUGAUGAUGAAACAUUUGAGAAAAAAAGAGAAGUCUGAUAUGGCAUUAUUUACUAAAGAUAACUUGGAAUUUAUAUGCAGUUUUAUUAUUUCACUGUAAGCUGUAGUAAUAAAUGAAAAGACAUAUCAUGGAAUACAGAUAA
Messenger RNA from Contarinia nasturtii (swede midge), 1546 nucleotides. RefSeq names its product senecionine N-oxygenase-like. Gene Ontology annotation, molecular function: NADP binding; N,N-dimethylaniline monooxygenase activity; flavin adenine dinucleotide binding. The record is from RefSeq and is a predicted model, not a curated record. NCBI's taxonomy places the organism in Eukaryota, Metazoa, Arthropoda, Insecta, Diptera, Cecidomyiidae. The transcript is spliced from 6 exons. The coding region runs from base 78 to 1442 and encodes 454 amino acids.